AUGGCCCAGACCUGCCCGUUUCCCGGCGUUCCUCUCCUCUCCCCGCCUCCCUCUCUCCCCUUGCCGGGCCCGGCCAUGCCCCCAGCCCGCCCCCGGCCCCGGCCGGGGCUGCCCCGUUCCCGUCCCCGUCCCCGUCCCCGUCCCCGGGCGUCCCGCCGCAGUCUCGCCUCCGCCCGGCUCUGGCCGUACUGGCGGUGGCGCUGCUGGGCGGGCAUCAGUGCCUGGGGCUCGGGCGGCAUCGCCGCCCUUUGUCUCCGCCUGGCCCGAGCCCGGCCCCGGCCCCGACGCCGGGCCCGACGCAUGGUCCAUCCCCGACCCCGACCCCGGCCCCAGCUCCUCCCGGGGCCCGCGGAGGACACACGCGGCGCGGCCGCUCCCGCCGCCUCCGCUGCGGCUUCCCCGGCCCGAGCUCCGCCGCUCGGCAGCGCGGCCGCCGGCCCCGAGCCUCCCGUGUCGCGUUCCCAAGAGCGAACGCCCGGGGAUGGCCGGCCCGGGGCGGGUGAGGGGCGCUCGGGGGCCGUAGCUGGCCCCGGGCCGAGCGCUGACAGCCGCGUCCCGCCCGCAGGGAAGGCGCAGGAGGCCCUGCAGGAGCGGUACCGGCUGGGUUCGCUGCUGGGGCGCGGCGGCUUCGGCAGCGUCUUCGCGGCCACGCGGCUCUCGGACGGCGCCCCGGUGGCCAUCAAAAGGGUGCCACGAAACCGUGUCCGGUACUGGGGCGAGCUGCCCGACGGCACCAGCGCACCGCUGGAGAUCGUGCUGCUGGACAAGGUGUCCACCGGCUUUCCUGGUGUGGUGCAGCUGCUGGAGUGGCUCGAGCUCCCCAACAAAAUUGUGAUGGUGCUGGAGCGGCCAGAGCGGUGUCAGGACCUGCGGGAUUUCAUUCGGGCACGGCGGUUCCUGUCCGAGGAGGUGGCGCGGGAGCUGUUCCGCCAGGUGCUGGAGGCCGCGCGGCACUGCACCAGCUGCGGGGUCCUGCACCGCGACAUCAAACCAGAGAACAUCCUGGUUGACCUGGCCACCGGGCAGGCCAAACUGAUUGACUUUGGCUGUGGCACCUACCUGCAAGACACAGCCUACAUGCACUUUGCAGGAACACCGUCAUACAGCCCCCCAGAAUGGAACCACUAUGGCUGGUACCACGGCAGGGCAGCAACGAUCUGGUCCCUGGGCAUCCUGCUGCACCAGAUGGUCUGCGGGGAGCACCCUUUCAGGAGGGGCUGGAACAUCUGCUGGGGCCAGCUCUCACUGCCACAAGGGCUCUCUCAAGAGUGCAAAGAUCUGAUCAGGUGGUGUUUAUCUGUGCACUUCUUGGACAGACCCACAUUAGAAGACCUGUUCUGUGAUCCUUGGGUGCAGGAUAUUCCUCUGCCAUAGAAGAAGGGAGAGAGCCACAGGCACACUUUGAUCCAGG
Molecule: messenger RNA, 1411 nt
Organism: Haemorhous mexicanus (house finch)
Lineage: Eukaryota; Metazoa; Chordata; Aves; Passeriformes; Fringillidae
Product: serine/threonine-protein kinase pim-1-like
Exons: 6
Coding region: 1-1374 (457 amino acids)
Biological process (GO): protein autophosphorylation
Cellular component (GO): cytoplasm
Molecular function (GO): ATP binding; protein serine/threonine kinase activity
Source: RefSeq, a predicted model, not a curated record